AAAAACAAUCACCCUUUAAUUUAAAUAUAAACAAUCACCUCGUAGCAUUACGAUUGUAAACCACGACUGAACACUGACUGACUUUGAGCUGAGCUGCUGUGAGCUGCAGUCAGCCUCCGGCGGUCGUGUGAGGCGGUGCUUGUGCGUCUGUGCUCUCGGGAAAAGUGCUUUACGAAGAAAUUUACGCGCUCUUAGUCUCACGGAAUUUAUUAUCAAUGGCGAUGUUUGUUGCGGCGUGCCUGUGGGUGGCGCUGGUAUGCGCGGCCGGCGUGAGCGCUAACAAUUCAACGCUGGACACGUGCGCGUUGGACGCGGGAGUGCCAGGGCCCUGGUCCGCGCUGCUCGAGGAGUGGGCGGUCUCCGCGCCCCCUUACAACGUCAGGCAAGGACGCAUUAUGGCGCUGCCGCCGACAAAAGGAUACUACGUGUCUGAGCGCAUCGACGGGCCCCUAAUGCCCCCGCCACCGCCUCCCCCGCCGCACGGACCGCCCGAUGACCACAGGCCCCCCGGCCACCACGGAGGCCCGCUACCGAGGCCGCAGGGCCCCUCCGGGGCAUAUGAAGAUUUGCCCCCCGACGUCUACCCGCCGCGUGCGCCGGGCGGAGGCAUGCCUCCGCCACCCCCUGGUCCUCUACGACCACCUCCCAGCUACAAUGAGUGGGAGCCCCCCGCGGCGGGAGGCAAAAUCGUGAAUAGGCCCAACGCAUACGAUACUUUCAGGCCUAGCUACCCUGUGCCGCCGCCGCCGAACUACCGUCCGCAGCGGCCGGCCGCGGACCGCGUGGACUCGCCGCCGCGCAAGCAGGUCUCCGAGACCGACCUCUACCUGCUGGGCGCAAUCGAGAAGCUGGUCUACCGCGUCGACCUCAUGGAGAAGCGCCUACGCAGGAUGGAAGAGAACGUGCACUACCUGGUCGCCGGCGUCGACGCCAGACCGGAGCCAUGCGCGGCUAACUUCACGCGCGUGGGCGGCGGCUGCUAUCACUGGUCGGCGCAGGCGCUGGACUGGAAGGGCGCCAACCUGGCUUGCCGCAAGCUACGUGCGGCGCUGCUCGAGUUGCCCGACCCCACCGCCAAGCGGCAAAUGCUCGCCGCCGUGCUCGCCGACAAACAUCUUAGAGGUGACGACUUCUGGACGGGUGGUCUGAACCCCGGGCUGCUGUGGAUCUGGUCGCACUCGGCGCGACCGGUGGAGGGCAACAGCACCGGGGGCACCAAUGGCACCAGUAUCGUGGGCGAGGGGCGGUGCCUGGCACUAGCGCAUGACCCCGCCGGCGGCACCUACGUGUACCGCGGACGAGACUGUGCGCUGCGCCAGCGCUACGUCUGUCAGAAGGAGGACGACAAGGAGAAGCUCGGCAACGACAUACAAAGAGCCGCUCGGAUUCUUAAAUCAUUGGACGAGAAAAAGGACAUCAAAAUCUUCUGGAACAAUGAUUAACAUAAGGAACACUUGUGUUGCAGUCGUAGCAAAUAUCGUCAAUUUAUCACAGAUGUGGAAAAAACGUUAAAUCCGCCUGAUUGAUAGACAUUUGUAAAGAAAGACAUUUGACUAUAUUACGUUUAAUGAGCGAAAAGUUCUGCAUCGACUCCAGUACAACUGCGGUGAUGUACUGACUCCGCGGAUUUACUUCUGUGUAUAGAAACGUAAUCAAAUAUAUAGAAUUAAGAGGAUGUAUGUUUGUAUCGAAUGGAUGGAAAUUAUUAUUUAAAUUAUAUUUACGAGCAAAUUCUUCGCGAAGCAAUUGUGUAAAAUAUGUGUAUUGCUGAUAAAGACUGAAAUUAUAUUGCAAAUAAAAGAAAACACGUGUUUUGUAAUAGCUUAUAAUUCUAUAAUAUUUACAAAGUUAGAUAAGAAUCACAACAAAGUAACUUAUACAAAAUAAAUAUAUUUAUAUAGAGGUGUGCGAGCGGCGGCCACGUGACCGACGAGCACUCGCAUUGCUUUACAUUGACUUCCUUACUAACAUCUAACUCUGACUUUGAGGUUAUAAAGCGAGUGUUGUUGCUGUGGCCGCCAGACACACACCACGUGGACUCUCACAAACUAACCUCUCUAUAUGAAAAGUACAUAAAGCAUCUAGCCUUUAAGUUGGCACGUCGGGAACGAGAGUUCUUUCAAGUCCAACGUGCCAACUCAAACUCCGGAUACUACUCAGUCGCGAGUUACUUUGCGAGAGUUCCAUCUUUCAUCGUAUGACAAGAAACAAGUUAAGUAUGAAAGUGAACCCCAUCAAGAAUGCGGUCGAGGCGAUUUUUACCUCGUUAAGAUUCAUUUGAGACGGAUAAUUAAAUAAAAAAGCACAUCGGCCGCAUUCUAUUCACGCUACAAUAUACAAAAUGUACACAAACUCCUGUCACACAAACACACAAACACACAAACA
Papilio xuthus (Asian swallowtail) is the source of this 2385-nucleotide messenger RNA. RefSeq lists its product as uncharacterized. Lineage: Eukaryota; Metazoa; Arthropoda; Insecta; Lepidoptera; Papilionidae. The coding region runs from base 216 to 1442 and encodes 408 amino acids. The transcript has 6 exons. The record is from RefSeq and is a predicted model, not a curated record.